AUGGAAAUAAACGAAUCCGUUAUUAAGGAGGAGGUUGGAAAUUUUUUAACUAGUCUGCAGAAGUUGCUACCGAAGAAAAAGGACUUCAUAGUUAUACGGAAUGACAAACCCACUUUGACAAGACUAAGUGAUGUUCACGCGGAGGCAAAGAAAGUAUUUCCACAAUGUUUUGUUGGUGCCAAAAUGGUUAUUACAAGGGAUGUACUUGAAAAAGUGAAAUUGGUACAAAAUUAUAACUUAGGGAAGUCGAAAGAUUCUUACAAAUGUUUCUCACAACUUAUACAUAAGGAAAUGGAUGAAAAGAAUGUCGCAGACGGUUUGUUGUUGGACUCGGCUGGCUCAGCAACAGCAACGUAUACUGAAAAGAUGAACGAUUACGAGAUGAAACUAACAUCCAAGAUAAAAGAUUUAGUGUCAUCAGAAACAGAGAUAUCGUUUGAAACGGAUAGCAAAAAAUCAAUAAGGUCCAUGUCAUUUGCGUUAAAGGAUGCAGAUCCAAAUACACUUAAGGUUGUCACCCAAUGGAUGUACAAAGUCGCGCCAGAGUUUUGUGUUGGCGGUGAAAUGGGAUUUAAACCGUUAUCGUACCCUUUGUCUCCAGAACUAUCGAUCAGUGCGAGAUACGACAAACCUGCGUUUACUCUGUCAUCAACUAUCAGUCGGGCCGGUUACCAAGUGUGUUUAUUCAAACCAUUCACGUCAGAUUUGCGAAUAGCCACGAUUAUUAACGAGAACAAUCGAGGUGGUUCCGCCACAAUAGGUCUCGCGUUGCACAAAAGCUACGAAAAUUCUGAAUUGAAAAUUUUCGUUGACUCGCAACGUUGCGGAGGCUUCACUUUUGAAAAGGAUGUUUUGUUCAAAGAGCAGCAAAACGAUGUAAGAGUUAUUCGAUUAAUGGUCAGCACGAUCAUCGAUCGCCAGAAGCGAGUACGAUGCGGUUUCGGUUUCAAUCUAGACUUCUAA
This is a messenger RNA of Danaus chrysippus (African queen), 963 nucleotides long. NCBI's taxonomy places the organism in Eukaryota, Metazoa, Arthropoda, Insecta, Lepidoptera, Nymphalidae. The record is from the annotation of a GenBank genome assembly.